AUGACGGUGUAUGAGGGGGCCUCCUCAGCUAGAGUCAAUUGUGGGCAGGUCAGCUUCAGACGGGGUCAGCUCCACGGUUACCAGGGGCUUCAAACGGGUCAGCUCCACGGUUACCAGGGGCUUCAGACGGGGUCAGCUCCACGGUUACCAGGGGGGCUUCAGACGGGGUCAGCUCCACGGUUACCAGGGGGCUUCAGACGGGGUCAGCUCCACGGUUACCAGGGGGGCUUCAAACGGGGUCAGCUCCACGGUUACCAGGGGGCUUCAAACGGGGUCAGCUCCACGGUUACCAGGGGGCUUCAGACGGGGUCAGCUCUACGGUUACCAGGGGGAUUCAGAUGGGGUCGCUCCACGGUUACCAGGGGGCUUCAAACGGGUACGCUCCACGGUUACCAGGGGGCUUCAAACGGGUAUGCUCCAAGGUUACCAGGGGGCUUCAAACGGGUCGGCUCCACGGUUACCAGGAGGGCUUCAUACGGGGUCCGCACCACGGUUACCAGGGAGGCUUCAGACGGGGUCAGCUCCACGAUUACCAGGGGGCUUCAAACGGGGUCGGCUCCACGGUUACCAGGGGGCUUCAGACGGGGUCCGCUCCACGGUUACCAGGGGGCUUCAGACGGGUCAGCUCCACGGUUACCAGGGGGCUUCAGACGGGGUCAGCUCUACGGUUACCAGGGGGGAUUCAGAUGGGGUACGCUCCACGGUUACCAGGGGGGCUUCAAACGGGGUACGCUCCACGGUUACCAGGGGGGCUUCAAACGGGGUAUGCUCCACGGUUACCAGGGGGGCUUCAAACGGGGUCGGCUCCACGGUUACCAGGAGGGCUUCAGACGGGGUCCGCUCCACGGUUACCAGGGAGGCUUCAGACGGGGUCAGCUCCACGAUUACCAGGGGGGCUUCAAACGGGGUCGGCUCCACGGUUACCAGGGGGGCUUCAGACGGGGUCCGCUCCACGGUUACCAGGGUGGAUUCAGACGGGGGGGCUUCAGACGGGGUAAGCUCCACGGUUACCAGGGGGGAUUCAGACAGGGUCCGCUCCACGGUUACCAGGGGGGCUUCAGACGGGGUCCGCUCCACGGUUACCAGGGAGGCUUCAGACGGGGUCAGCUCCACGGUUACCAGGGGGCUUCAAACGGGGUCCGCUCCACGGGGGCUUCAGACGGGGUCCGCUCCACGGUUACCAGGAGGCUUCAGAACGGGUCAGCUCCACGGUUACCAGGGGGGCUUCAAACGGGUCCGCUCCACGGUAACCAGGGGGCUUCAGACGGGGUCCGCUCCACGGUUACCAGGGGCUUGGUCGCUCCACGGUUACCAGGGGCUUCAAACGGCAUACGCUCCACGGGUACCAGGGGGCUUCAAGGGGGUACGCUCCACGGGUACCAGGGGGCUUCACACGGGGUACGCUCCACGGGUACUGGGGGGGCUUCAACGGGGUGCGCUCACGGUUACCAGGGGGCUUCUGUUGAGAGGGGGUCCGCUCCACGGUAA
Messenger RNA from Oncorhynchus nerka (sockeye salmon), 1488 nucleotides. RefSeq names its product loricrin-like. The record is from RefSeq and is a predicted model, not a curated record. The transcript has 4 exons. The coding region runs from base 1 to 1488 and encodes 495 amino acids. NCBI's taxonomy places the organism in Eukaryota, Metazoa, Chordata, Actinopteri, Salmoniformes, Salmonidae.